AUGGCAUUCGCACGCAGAUUAGCCAUCAUGCCUGGUGGCCUCGGCGGCCUUGGAUCCAGCAUAGGCCAAAAGCUGAGACAACAAGGUGCCCGUAUCGCCAUUCUUUACGCACCAUUCGAAGCUGCACGUCGCGACGAGCUUCUCGAAUCCGGGUACGGCGCGAGCGGCAAUCUAGAUGACAUCCACACCUAUGAAUGCGACAUCACCUCACCAGACUCCGUGCAGGCGGCUUUCGACUCUCUAGAGAAACAAUUGAUUGACCCAGCCUCCUCUGCAGCUGAAAGCGUCUUCCCCAGUAUCCUGAUCAACACAGCCGGAUAUGUAUCUCUCAGCGACAUGGAGAUAACACCUCCCGAAGAAACACUGAAACAUCUCACCACUAACAUCUACGGCCCAAUGCUCUGCUCUCAAGCGUUUGCUCGACUCUAUUUCGCCGCAUCCAAGGCGGCCGAAUCAUCGCCGAGUCCCCCACCACCGGGAAGAAUCGUCAGCAUUUCAUCUCAGGCUGCACAUGCCGCGCUGCAUCGACAUGGCGCGUAUUGUGCUUCGAAAGCUGGACUAUUGGGUCUGACGCGCAGUAUGGCAUCUGAGUGGGCUGGCCGGGGUAUCACGGCUAACACUGUGUCUCCGACUGUGGCAUGGACGGAGCUUGGGAGGAAGGCUUGGGGGGAGGCGAAUAUUCGCAAGGCCUUCUUGGCGAGUAUACCGACGGGCAAGUUUGCACUUCCGGAGGAGGUUGCUGAUUCCGUGCUUUUUCUUUGUCAGGAUUCUAGCGGUAUGAUCAAUGGUGCGGAUAUUAGAGUUGAUGGUGGUUUUACCGCUAGAUAA
Penicillium concentricum is the source of this 828-nucleotide messenger RNA. Its product is annotated as putative short-chain dehydrogenase/reductase. The record is from RefSeq and is a predicted model, not a curated record. NCBI's taxonomy places the organism in Eukaryota, Fungi, Ascomycota, Eurotiomycetes, Eurotiales, Aspergillaceae. Gene Ontology annotation, molecular function: oxidoreductase activity, acting on the CH-OH group of donors, NAD or NADP as acceptor. Bases 1 to 828 code for a protein of 275 amino acids. The transcript has 3 exons.